AUGGAGUUAGGUGCAUCCAAAUCCACUGGAGUUCUACCCCCUGGAACAGGCAAGUUCCAUCGGACGUCCAGGAACCAGCAGUCGGAGGACGAAGAGAACGGGUCGUCGCACUUUUACUCGAUCGAGAAGAUGGCUGCGAGAGAGGUCCAAGAGGAGCAAGGGGGCGAGCUCCACCAACCAGAGCAGCAUCACGGGGUCGAGCGGCCGUCGCGUCGAGUGGAUGUGCUCGACUUGGAUCGCUGCUUCGACACGGCCAUUCACUUCGCGAGCAGGAAGAAGCACUGGGAGAUCGUCUGCGAAGAGAAGCUCUCGAUGCUCGACCAGGAUUUCAUGGCCAUCCACGCUCGAAUCGUGCAGCAAUACGGAUCAGCUGCAGCGAGGGAAAAUAGUUCAGAUGAUCAUAAAUUACUGACGAGGUUGCUGUUCGACCAGAAGUGGUCGGACGUGGUCAUGGGCGAGCUCGAAUCCAUGCUCACGGUGUCGUUUCAGUGGCAGGAGCUCAAGGAGGAGAAGGACGAGUUGGAGCUACUAACGGAAGAAAUGCAGCGUACUCAUCAGCUACACAAGGAAGACGCACAAAGUAUGAAGGAGCAGUACGAAGAGGAGAUUGAUAAGCUGAAUACUCGCUUUGAAGCUGAAAAGAGUGAGAUGGAGCAGCGAGUGACCGACUCGAAGGAGCAAUUGGCGAAGAUGGGCGACACGAUGAGGGCGCUGAACGCGAUUUUCCGACAAAUGCGUGAUGACACGGAGAAAGUCAAGGCCGUUGAGCUUCGUGAGAACUACAUGAGGCUCGAACACAAGCACGAGCAGUGCCGCGAGGAAAUGGAGCAACUGCGUCCGCUGGUUCAGGAGAAGCAGCAGCUUUUAGGCCGAAUCGACGAGCUGAUUCAAGACCAGAACGCGCUCAAAGACGAAAUUGCGGGGUUGAACGAGCUGCUGAAGACCAAGGACAGUAUCAUCGCGUCGCUUAUGGAGGAGCAGAGCAACCUCAUUGCAGCCCAAGAACUGAAAGAAACUCGAGAGGAGGAACUGCGCAGACAGGAAGAAGAAGAGAACGAGGAGGAGGACGAGCCCCGAGAGGCAAAUGGCCCAAGUAACGACAGAAGACGGGGAUCUAUCUCCUCCACUGCAGUCUGUGUUCGCUGUAAGGAAGAGCUGCGUACGAUGUCUGCGAAUGGAGGGCUGGCAAAAGGAGACAAGGCGUUGGACAGGCUCCCCACCAAGAAGAGACGCAUCCAGUGCCUGUACUUCAGAAUUAUGCUGCCGAAUCUAGGCGGUCGACGACCUCAGCGCGACAUCUCGUGGACCUUCAGCUGCAUGAGAUCAAUUAUGUUCGCCAAGCAGAUCGAUGACUCCAUAUGUAAGCGCACCGCUGGGUUAUUCCCGCUCCGAAUUCGCAUGCCGGAGUUUGUAAACGCGUGGUUUUCACCCUGGAAGCCCUUGAAAGACGAGAAAAAAGUCGCAGAAGUUGAUUCGCUUGACGAAAGUGCAGUCAUGGACGAUAUGAGCGAUCCAAACGCAGCGGAGCAACGACUAAUGCAGGCCGAUGAGGACCGGGAGGCAAAACUGUUUUUAUCGCUUCUGGACGAGAAAUUCGGUGAAGAUGAACAGGUCUUCAUGCUUCAUUGCUACCGGGUGCUCGACGUUUUACUCGGUGGGCGCUUGAACUGGGGCCCACUACGCGACAAGGUGUCGUACGAAAUAUUCGCUCAGGAGUACGCUCUUCUCUUCCCUGAAAAAUCUACAAAAACCGGGGGGUUAUCUGCUACGCGUCGAGUUCCUAAAACUAUCUGGAUAUCGCCGUAUCACGCCUCACUCGCUACGAGUGUGAUCCUCUCCAAAGCAACCGAGACAGAGCGGGAAGCGCUCGACAAGAAGAUUUUAGAGUACGUGGUCUCUAACGUUCCUGAAGAUGAACGACCGGAGGUUUACCUCGAGCCCAAGACGAAGAGCUGGGACGUUGAGCCGGAUGUGCCACACUCCAAGAAGCGGCCCGCACUAAACCGACGCGGCAAACUCAACGAUGAGCCAGAGGAAGAACUACCGUCGCAGUUUGUGGACGCGAAUCUCUGGGUCGAGCUCAUGAUGCACGAGUACAAGGAAGAGCAGGCGCACCGACGUGCAGCCAUCCGCCUGAUGUUUCAAACGGCGACGACGUCAGCGGCAGCGUCGGCUUCUGAGUCUGCGGCGGAGAUGUCGCUGUCAGCGAUGCUGGGGAUCAACUACGCCUCCAUGGACAUGGAGCAGUUCCGAGUGAUGGUGCACACUUUGAACGACGAGAUCCCAUCGUUCAUGGUCGCCACGCUCUUCCGAAAUGCCUACACACGGGGGAACGGCACGGUCAACUUCGAUUCCUUCAUGGACGCCGCCGAGACGUGGCAGUUCUUCUCGACUUGUAUGAGGCUCGAACCUCCCAGCUCCGUCGUGUCCCGACUAUUUGGUCACCCAUUCUCCAGAUCGCCCGCGAUCAUGAACCCAAGCUCCAGAGCUGCAUCGAUCGUUCACAAAUUCUUCACAAUUUUAGGGAACGAAAUCGACUCCACGAUCGAGGAAUUGCCACUGUGGACCCGCAGGAUGACGGAUUCGCUAGCGUAUGAGAUCUCGUCGUCCUUGGUGGAAGGAGGAUUCAGCGAUGGAGUUCGACUGCUAACGCUGUUCCAACGACUCAUCGAUAAUCUCGGCGCGGCGAAGUUAAUACGACGCGAAACUACGGGCUCUCUAUUCAGCUCCAACGACUUAUUCUGUAUCGAGAAGGCUCUGCAUGGACUACUCGACUUCGCUCGCCAUCGUGAAAAAUUAUCCGCGGAGCUGCCGAUCGAUGCAGUACGACAGAAGCUCAGUGUUAAGCGGGUACAAAUGAAGUUCCGCAAGCGUUUGCUACAAGAUCAUGGAGCUCCGUUAGUGAUGCGGUCGCUGAUGCACCGACGCUAUGGCAGUGGCGUCCUCAACUACAGACAUCAGAGGGCUGAGCGACCUUUGAUCUGGUUGCGCCUGCUGAUCUCCAUGAUAUUGCGCUUGUCGAUGCAGUCCCCGCGCAUGAUCGCGGUAUUGGGCGAGCUGAGCAGUAUCAGUGACGCUUUCCACGCGGGGCGAUCGUCACUACUCCAAUUGACUGUCUCAAGCGCGCUCAAUGGCGGGGUCGGCCCCACACCAAAGCCCCUUUUCGUAGAGUUCAUCUACGACUUUUUCCUGGAGAAUUUCGGUUCGCGCUGCGAGUCGGAGCGCAUGAUCCACGACGUAUUUUACAAUUGCCGGUCGUUCGUGCGGUCAGAUCCGCUAGCGUCGCUCUUCAGUUACCUCUGCUGCAUGAGCAACUCGUGCCCUGAAGACCGACUGCUGGGGCAAAAUGAGGCGUUGGCCUUCCUCCACGCCAUUUUCCGCUCCGGACUGCACGACUUCCGCCUCAUCAAUCCAGCACGAAAGACGGUAUCAAGUGAUAAUACGUCCAAUGAUCCAGCUCCCGUUGCUUCAUCAGUGGUUAGUGGAGUCGACUUCGUGCCUAUCGUCGUGGUGGAGACCAUUCUACAGACGGCGUUCGCGAAGCUGAGCUCGGACCAGAAAAUGCGACUGAGAAUCCGCUUGCUUGCGGCUGCAAGUACUAACAAUUCCGAGCCUCCGUCAGGAAUGGAGGCUAAUUCGUUCCUGGUGUUCAUUCUUCAGGAGUGGAGGCGCUACGUCCUUCACCGUCUGAACGAGAUUCGUGUGGCUUGUUGUGAAGCUGAGAACGACCUACUUCACUUCGAAAAGCUCUUGCAGCUGGAGAUGCUGUCGAGUAUCUUGCAGAAGGUGAACAUCACCUUCACGUCGGAGGACCUGUGCGUCAUUCUGCGGCGGUUAUACAUCACCGAGAAGACCCCAAGCCAUGAAAACGAUACCCCAGCGUCCAAGCCUGACCCCAUGAGCGACCGCAUCGCCGCUGCCUGUUUCCCCCUCGUCACGAAGGAGACUUUGAGCGAGCUUCAAAUUCUGGAACAUGCGGCGCCAACCCCCUUUGAAGUCAAAGCCAGUCCGCUGCUGAGCUACGAGUUCCUGGUUAGUACGUGGAACGACUACGAGGAGCCUUGUCAGCGGCUUCUGAAUGAUCUGCGUCAGGUUGGCAAGAACAAUGAUAUCCAGGCUAAGGCGCUGUCACGUUGGCCUGCGAAUAGCGAGGCUGAGGGAGGCAGUACCGUGCUGUAUUUGAGCUCGUCCUCGUCGUCGAACGUCGUAUCGAGUCAGGAUGUGGCGCAGCUUGAAGCCGUCCACGCGCUGUUCCUCGAAAGGCUUCAGAAACUCACGCAGAUUUUUGAUACAAAACUACAGGAACAAAACGUGGCACCUACUGCGGUGCCGAACGGUGGGCGAAGACGUGCUAGCAUCAGCAUCCAUCGCGACGGAUCUCUGCACUUGGUGGACGAGGUGAGGUCGCAGGAGACGAUGGUCAACGAGACGCGGAAGGUGUUUCGGCAAAUGUUCGCGGGGUUCGUCAAGCUACGCGCAAUUGGACAGCUCGGAGAUGGAGCCUUACCGGAUCAGUGGGAGCGCCGUAGCGUGUAG
Molecule: messenger RNA, 4536 nt
Organism: Phytophthora sojae
Lineage: Eukaryota; Oomycota; Peronosporomycetes; Peronosporales; Peronosporaceae
Exons: 6
Coding region: 1-4536 (1511 amino acids)
Source: RefSeq, a predicted model, not a curated record